UUUGCUGAACGGUUCACUUUAUUGCGAGGAUAUUAUACUUUCAGGCUUUAAUAUUUUCGAUCAUAUUGAGAUGUUUUCGCCAAAUCCGUAUCCUAUUUCUCGAGAAGAGAUGCAUAGCUGGGAAUUAGACUGUGAAAGAGAGGGAUUAUAUAAUAAAAGGGCACAUAAAUGUUUUCUUGUUGAUCAACUGGUAUGUGUUGCUAUUGCAAAGUCAAUGCCUGUAUUCGAAAAAUUAUCUAUAGGUGAUAAGAUUGCACUUUGCCGGCACGUAUCUGAAAUAUUUCCAGCCUUCACUGGUUCAUUUAUAUCGUGUGAGCUUGGCGUGGAUACGAGGACACGUAAGGAUUGUGUUAUGCCUGCUCUUGGUGUUAUUAAAAAUAAAGAUUUUAUUCAUGAUGAAAAGUAA
This is a messenger RNA of Meloidogyne enterolobii, 406 nucleotides long. The record is from the annotation of a GenBank genome assembly. Lineage: Eukaryota; Metazoa; Nematoda; Chromadorea; Rhabditida; Meloidogynidae.